UGCUUCAUGGAAGAGGUUAAGGAACACCCGUACGUCUUGCAAUGUGAAGCCGCUAAGCCGCUGAUUGUUGACACCUUUAAAUUUAUGUACGAUCUGGACUUUUUGAAUCCUCAGGCUGACGAGCUUACCACGCCACCAUUGGCAAUGCCAAGGCUACCUCACGAAGUCAUCUUUGCGAUUGGCGGCUGGAGCGGUGGUACCUCAAAAGGAUGCAUCGAGACUUAUGACACAAGAGCCGAUAGAUGGGUAACCAUUAAUGCAGAGGAUCCUGCUGGUCCGCGCGCGUAUCAUGGAACCGCAGUGCUGGGUUUCAAAAUAUUUUCGAUUGGCGGAUAUGAUGGCGUAGAGUAUUUCAACACAUGCCGCGUUUUUGAUGCUGUAAAAAAAAAAUGGAACGAAAUCGCGCCAAUGCAUUGCAGGCGCUGCUACGUAAGUGUAACAGAACUAAAUGGCAUGAUAUAUGCUAUCGGCGGCUACGACGGCCAUAACCGCUUGAACACCGUGGAGCGGUAUAAUCCAAGGACCAACCAAUGGUCCGUUAUCCCGCCAAUGAACAUGCAACGUUCUGAUGCCAGCGCCUGCACUUUGCAAGAACGCAUCUAUGCCACAGGGGGAUUCAACGGCCAGGAAUGCCUAGAUAGCGCCGAGUAUUAUGAUCCCGUAACCAACACUUGGACUAGAAUACCUAACAUGAAUCAUCGUCGGUCUGGAGUGAGCUGCGUGGCUUUUAGGAACCAGCUUUACGUUAUCGGCGGCUUUAAUGGUACAGCGCGUCUUUCUACCGGAGAACGCUUUGAUCCGGUCACUCAGACUUGGCACUUCAUCCAUGAAAUGAACCACUCGCGCAGCAACUUUGGGCUUGAGAUUAUAGACGAUAUGAUCUUUGCUAUCGGCGGCUUUAACGGCGUCUCCACGAUCUCUCAUACGGAAUGCUAUGUAGCUGAAACAGACGAAUGGAUGGAAGCCACAGAUAUGAAUAUUGUUCGCUCCGCCUUGUCUGCCAAUAACAUAGCUGGGCUCCCAAACAAGCGAGACUACAUACACAAAGAGCGGGAUCGUCUAAUGGAAGAGCGGCGUCAGCGUCUUAUGGCAACCGCCAUGGCUCGGGAGAACAUAGGACAUGGCAAUGAAUCGCAGAUGUUAGUGGAAAGAAAUGAUACAGUUAUGGAUGACUACGAAAGUCCUGAUGAAGAAGACGAAGCUGAUGAGCAACAGCAUACAGCACACCUAAGCCGGAUUAUACCACCCUCCGUAGGGUUGCCAAACGGUGCUGAAACGGCAACAGUUCAACCUCAAUUGGUGUCCCCUGCUCAACUUAAUAGAGUAAUGGAGGAUCGCGGUCUGGAAAACAAUAGACGCAUUCAUGUGCAACUGCGAAACCAACGCCAUGGCUCGCACCAUGAAAUUCGUCGUCGUACUUAGCAAUUGGCAUCGACAUAUUGCUCGGAUACCAAAAAAAUACAUUCUCUUAAAAAGAGUGCAGAUAAAGCGUUAGCGUGUGGCAAGAUUUCUUCAAUCUUAGCCCACGUCCGUUAAACUAAUUUUUGGAAACUUUUACACAAAGAAAAACACAAGGGACAAUUGUCAAUAUACCAAAUUAAGACUAUAAAACUCGGCAUUUUUAAUUAAAAAUUAAAUUAACAAGAAAUUAGAUAGCCCAAUAGAUCUAGCUUACAUCAAAAUUGAAUGCAAUAAAUAAA
Drosophila erecta is the source of this 1700-nucleotide messenger RNA. It is a transcript of the gene klhl10, whose product is annotated as kelch-like protein 10. The transcript has 2 exons. The annotation marks the transcript as partial. Lineage: Eukaryota; Metazoa; Arthropoda; Insecta; Diptera; Drosophilidae. Gene Ontology annotation, molecular function: protein binding. The record is from RefSeq and is a predicted model, not a curated record.